Centruroides sculpturatus (bark scorpion) is the source of this 1312-nucleotide messenger RNA. RefSeq lists its product as uncharacterized. The coding region runs from base 253 to 1146 and encodes 297 amino acids. The record is from RefSeq and is a predicted model, not a curated record. The transcript has a single exon. NCBI's taxonomy places the organism in Eukaryota, Metazoa, Arthropoda, Arachnida, Scorpiones, Buthidae.
UAUACAGUUUAAGGGGUAUAGCAAUUUGAGAGGUUUACUUCCAUAAAAUUAACUAAAUCUAGACUAAUUUCACUCGAAUAUUUCCAAAACACGUAUAAUUUGUUGAAAUGAUCGAUUUAAAAUAUGCUAUAAACAAAAAAAUGUCGGAUUACUUACCGAGUGUACCCGUUCGAAGACGCCAUUGCUUAAGCUUUGUGCCGCUCCGCGACGAAAACUUCUUCGUCCGCGUCCGCUUCCAAUGUGUCACGUGACAUGUGCCUUUUUCUUGUUACACAGAAUAGCAGAGAAACCAUUCAGUGGGCAAUGGACAACGGCCUAAUAAAAAAGCAUCGCAAUUGUGAAAACGGACGUUGUGCAGGAGUAAAUGUGAUGCGAUUAGAAGAAGUGGCGAGUACAGAUGGAUUAAUUUGGCGAUGUUCAGCAGGUACGGCUUGUAGAAAGAAGAUUUCUAUACGAAAGGACUCAUUUUUUGAACGUAGCCAUCUACCAAUUGCAAAGAUUAUACAAUUGGCAUAUAUGUGGGCGUUCGAAAUAGACAAACAGGACUUUAUUCAGAGAGAACUCCAAAUUUCUUCUCCCAACACAGUCGUAGACUGGAAACAGUUUUGCCGUGACAUAUGUCACGAGUGGAUUAUUAGAAAUCCAAUUGUUAUUGGAGGACCUGGCCACACAGUGGAAAUCGACGAAAGCUGUUUUGUUCGUCGUAAGUACAAUCGGGGACGUCUUGUGAGAGAACAGUGGGUGUUCGGCGGCUACGACGUGAACACCAAGCAAAGUUUCAUGGUCGCAGUUGACCAACGGAAUGCCGCCACUCUGCUGCCCAUUCUACAGCAAUUUGUUUUGCCCGGAACAAUUGUCGUUUCAGAUUUGUGGGCUGCCUAUAACACAAUUCGUAAUUUAGGUUACCAACAUCUGACAGUUAAUCAUUCCAUAAAUUUUGUUGACCCUAUCACAAAUGUAACCACAAACCACGUGGAGUCGAUUUGGCAGAAGGCCAAAGAAAAAAAUAAAAGACGAUAUGGCACGCAUCGUGCGAUGCUAGACAAUUAUUUAGCUAAAUUUUUAUGGAGACAGCGUUUCCAAAAGGACGCAUUUCACAGUUUUAUUUCGCAUGUGCGCCAGGUUUAUCCUGACGCAGCUAAUUAGUUGUCUAAUUUUAAUGUAUAGUUUCAUAGUUGUAAAUUGUGAUUAUAAUAAAUUGUUUCAUUCAUUCCGUAUUAUUUUUUAUUUUAUUUAUGUGUUGUAUUAGACAUUAUCAUCCAUUACGAGGGGAAAAUACCUAAUAUAACAAAUAAAAUUAAAAACGUUAACA